This is a messenger RNA of Tarenaya hassleriana, 549 nucleotides long. RefSeq lists its product as uncharacterized. The transcript has a single exon. The annotation marks the transcript as partial. The record is from RefSeq and is a predicted model, not a curated record. Lineage: Eukaryota; Viridiplantae; Streptophyta; Magnoliopsida; Brassicales; Cleomaceae.
UAUGUGGAUGGAUUAAAGUGUGGAUUCCCAUCGGACGGGUUAUCGACUGUUACAUACAAAUGGUGGGGUAGCAGCUCCGAGGGAAGAAAUGAUGCCAAAGAUCGAGGAGAAAGCAUAGAAGGUAAAUUUCAAGCUGAUACGAAUGGAGAUGACAUGAAACAAGAAGAUGGAACUGCCGGUGAUGAAUUUGCCUCCGUAAGACCAGAUUCGUUGGUAGCUGUCAGGAAGAGAGUAGCAGAAGAAGGAAGAGAAGCUGAUAAACUAUGCCUGGACCGAGGAUUUGGUUCGAAGGAACUUAACAGGAGAGAUCAAGCUCUCCUCUCCCAGGUAUUCAAAUCUCCACUGCCAAAGGAUUGGGUGAGUAGCUCUUGAUGGAACUCUGUUAAAGGUUAAAGCUUUUGAUGGAACUCUGUUCAAAGCUAAUUGCUUUUAUAGGUUAGAGAACAUGAAUUCAUUGUUAAAACUUAAAAGGGUGAAGCUCUAAGCUUGUGAUGGAACUCCGCUCAAAGCUAAUUGCUUUGCUUCCCAAAGACCAUGCUCUCUAUAUCU